This is a messenger RNA of Rhipicephalus microplus (southern cattle tick), 3699 nucleotides long. RefSeq lists its product as uncharacterized. Lineage: Eukaryota; Metazoa; Arthropoda; Arachnida; Ixodida; Ixodidae. The record is from RefSeq and is a predicted model, not a curated record.
CAUAUAUAGUACGACCAGCAGCAUCUUUAGCUCACAACUAUCGGCCGCUAACUGCUCAGGAAGGGGCUGAAGAAGCUUUCCACUAUGCGGGGGAUUGUCCUGGCCAUCAUUAUCGGCCUCCUUGGCACCGCUGUUUCAUCCAGAGCUGCACCAUUAGGGCAAUAUCAAGAGCAUAUCAGUCUCGCAUUGGAACCGACCAGUGCCUCUGGGGUGACUGCACACAAUAUUGCGAGUGCUCCAGGUGGAGUAGUGAGCGGCAUCGCCAGCGCUACAUCAAGUUCUGUUCCUAGCGCGGUUGGAAGUACCGCCAGCAUCGGUGUUAUAGGAACACCUUGGGGAACUACUGCCUUCCCGUAUAGUUCUUUGGCAGGCUACCCGAAUUUCGGGGCCUUCUCAAACCUAUACGGCGGCUACUACGGGGCCCACCCGGGUUACGGCGGUGACCUGUCUCACGCUUACGGACUUUCUGGAUUUUAUAGCCCAUGGAGAUACUUGUACGGCAGUGCCUACGGAUCUCUAGGUUACCCUGGUGCCCUAGGAGGACUUCUGGGAGAUUAUGGCGUUCGCCAUGGGAGCAUAGGACCCCACACAAUUCUUUCGGGUCUAUAUGGAAGGGCCCUAGGUCUUUCAGGCCUAGAUGGAACAUACGCAGGAUUUCUGAGAAGCCAUCCUAGGUUGUCCGCUCUUGCCAGCUUGUAUGGUGUGUACCCAGGUUAUUUGAGCAGCUUUAGCACACUUUCUGGAUCUCUAGGAACACAUGGUGUUUACUCAGGACUUCACGGCCUCUAUGGAAGUUCACUAGCUCUUUCAGGUCUGUAUGGUAGUUAUCCAGGGCUAGGACACUUGCCAGGGCUUCUGGGUGGAUACUCCGGUUUGUCAAGGCUUUCUGGUCCUUACACUGGUUACCCCGGAUACUUGGGACGCCUUAGUGCUCUUUCUGAAUCACUCGGAACACAUGGUGUUUACUCAGGACUUCACGGCCUCUAUGGAAGUUCACUAGCUCUUUCAAGUCUGUAUGGUAGUUAUCCAGGGCUAGGACACUUGCCAGGGCUUUUGAAUGGAUACUCUGGUUUGUCAAGGUUUUCUUAUCCUUACACUGGUUACCCGGGAUACUUGGGACGCCUUAGUGAUCUUUCUGAAGCACUCGGAACACUUGGUGGUUACUCGGGACUUUCCGGCCUCUAUGGAGCCUCAGUCGCUCUUUCAGGUCUAUAUGACAGCUAUCCAGGGCUUUUGCGAAGAUACUCAGCUUUGACAGGUUUUUCUGCUAUCAACAAUAGAUAUCCUGGCUACUUGGGAAGCCUUGCUGGACUUUCCGGACCACUGGGACCAUUUCGACGUUACCCAGGACUUGAUGAUUUGUACGGCAGCUCACUAGCUCUCUCAGGUCUCUACGGAAGCUACCCUGGAGUCAGACACCUGUCCGGAUUUUCGGGAGGAUACUCCGGCUUGACAGGGCUUUCUGGUUUGUAUGGCGGACACAUAAGUUACCUUGGCGGUGUUAAUAGUGCAAGUCCACUAGGACUACUUCGAGUCUAUCCAGGACUCUCAGGCCUCUAUGGAAGCUCACUUGAUCUUUCAGACCUCUAUGACAACCAUGGUUAUUAUCCUGGACUUGGAGGCUUGUCAGGAAUUAUAGGUAGAUACCCUGGUUUCACAGGUCUUUCUGGUCUCUACAGCGGUUACCCCGAGUACUUGGGACGCCUUAGUGCUCUUUCCAGGUCACUGGGACCGUUUAGUGGUUAUUCGGGACUUUCCGGUCUCUAUGGAAGCUCACUCGCUCUUUCAGGUCUAUACGGCAGUUACCCAGGGCUUUUGGGAGGAUACUUCGCGUCGACAGGUGUUUCUGCUUUAAACAGUGGAUACCCUGCUUACUCGGGAAGCCUUACUAAUCUUUAUGGACCACUAGGGCUACUUGCGCGUUACCCAGAGCUUGGAGGUUUGUACGGCAGCUCACUAGCUCUCUCAAACUUCUACGGAAACUACCCUAGAGUGGGACACCUGCCUGGAGUUCUGGGAAGAUACUCUGGUUUGACAGGACUUUCUGGUUGGUAUGACGGACACCGAAGUUACCUUGGAGGUGUUAAUCUUGCAGGCCCACUAGGCGUAUUUGGAGGUUAUUCCCCCCUUCUAGGCCUCUAUAACAGCCAUAGUUAUUACCCUGGUCUUGGACACUUGUCAGGACUGUUGGGAGGAUACCCUAGUCUGGCAGGGCUUUCUGGUCCCUACAGUGGUUAUCCCACUUACUUGGGACGCCUUAGUGCUCUUUCAGCAUCACUGCGCACACUUGAUGGUUAUUCAGGACUUUCUGGUCUCUAUGGAAGCUCACUCGCUCUUUCAGGUCUAUACGGCAGUUACCCGGGGCUUUUGAGAAAAUACUCGGCUUUGACCGGUUCUUCUGUUUUGAACAGUGUGUAUCCUGGCUACUUCGGAGGUCUUGCUGGACAUUAUGGACCACUAGGGCUACUUGGACAUUACCCAGAUCUUCAAGCUUUGUACGGCAGCUCACUAGCUCCAUCAGGAUGGCACGGAAGUUACCCGAGGGUUGCACACUUGUCCGGAUUUCUGGGAGGGUACUCUGACUUUACGGGACCUUUUGGUUCCUACGGUGGGCACCGAAGUUACCUUGGAGGUGUUAAUAUUGCAGGCCCUCUAGGACUACUUGGAAGUUAUUCAAGUCUUUCAGGCCUGUAUGGCAACCCCGGUUUUUACCCUAGACAUGGACACUUGUCAGGACUUUUGGCAGGAUACGCUUCUUCAACAGGUCUCCCAGGUUUGUACAGUAGACACCCAGGUUACUUGGGAGGCUUUGGUGGUACUUUUGGACCACUAGGACUAUUUGGAGCUUACCCGGGACUUUCUAGCCUUUACGGAAGUCCACAUGCCCUUUCAGGUCUGUUUGGAAGCUAUCCUAGUCUCGCAAGCUUGUCAGGAUUGUACGGAAGCUUUCCAGGCCUGGGAGCUUUAUCGGGUCUCCUGAAUGGCUACUCUGACUGGCCUUAUCUUUCUGUCCAUAGUGGCCUGAAUGACUUAUGGGGAUAUCCAUUGGGCGGUCGUGCUGGCAUAUACGGCUAUGGAAGUUCACUUCAUCCAUUCGGAUACUCCAGCCUUUACGGGCUCGGAGUCGGUCCAUAUGGAAGUUAUGGCACAUACGCAACUACUCUCGGUCAUUCAGGAGUGGGUACUCUGGGUGUAAAUGGAUAUGGUCCUUUCAGUAGCUCAUUUGGAUUUCCUCUGAGCUAUAACAACGGACUUGGUUUAUAUGGUCCCUUUAGUUAUGGCAGACCUUUCGGAAACUACUUCAGUCCAUAUGGAACAUCUGGAAGUUCUCUCAUCUCCUCCAUCCAUCAUAGCCCCUUAGGAACGACAAUGGUAUCAAGUGGUGUCUCUUCUGCUGAAGGGCCAAGUCACUCACAGCUGCCUGAGAUUGUAACACCAAGCACACGUCUUGUCACACCCGCAGGCCUGCCUGAAUUACCAGUAAACAUGGCAGCUACUGCAAAAGGUGUGAAGACAAUAGUCUGAGACCUCCAGUAUUGCAACAAAAAUCCCUGGUGGUGUUAUAAACCGAUCAGGAGCCGUGGUUUACCCAAUUAUUCAUUACAGGCUGUGUUUUUGACUAUAUAUGUGUGAAAGGGGAAGACCAGGGAAACUGGAUGAACUUCCUAAUUUUAAAAAAUAAAGGGUCGGUUCUUGAAA